This is a messenger RNA of Cyphellophora europaea CBS 101466, 546 nucleotides long. RefSeq lists its product as uncharacterized. NCBI's taxonomy places the organism in Eukaryota, Fungi, Ascomycota, Eurotiomycetes, Chaetothyriales, Cyphellophoraceae. Bases 1 to 546 code for a protein of 181 amino acids. Gene Ontology annotation, molecular function: transcription coregulator activity. Gene Ontology annotation, biological process: regulation of transcription by RNA polymerase II. The transcript has a single exon. The record is from RefSeq and is a predicted model, not a curated record. Gene Ontology annotation, cellular component: mediator complex.
AUGCUUGCUCAUGAGCUCAAGGAGAACGAAGAUGUCCUUUCGAGACUGGUCGUCGUUCCCAAUCCGCAGUUCCCAAUUCACACCCAGUACAUGAUUGCCGAGCAUCUUCUGCAGACGAACACCCCCUUGCCGGUCCAAGAAUGGAUCGAGAGUGGAAAGGAGUAUGCUCGCGAGGCAGUGCAGGAAGAGUUGCUCUCAGACUUCGACCGGCGCAAGAUCUGGUACGAUGCCCCAAGGGCAGCACUUGCUCAAGCCAGAAAACAGAAGUGGGGUGCAGACUACACGCUCGCCGAAGUACAGGCUGGUAUCGAGACUAUUGAGACUGGACUGAGACGGAAGCUCGUCGAGCCUCCUCUAGAUGACGACGACGAUGAAGAGUUCGAAGACGAGGAAGAGGAGGGCGAAGAGGAGGACAGCGAAUCUAUGGAAGUCGACCCAAUAACUAAUGCCGGUACUACAACUACGACAGCAGAUGUCAGUGCCUCCGUCCCUCCGAUGUCUCUGGACGUGAUGAUGCGAUUUAUGUCGAUGGCCAAAGAUGGCUGA